Molecule: messenger RNA, 757 nt
Organism: Ilyonectria robusta
Lineage: Eukaryota; Fungi; Ascomycota; Sordariomycetes; Hypocreales; Nectriaceae
Exons: 1
Coding region: 180-659 (159 amino acids)
Source: RefSeq, a predicted model, not a curated record
CCAGGCCAGGCGCUAAGACUGCUGGAAGGGGGGUGCGAGCCCACUGAAACUCAGGGCCACGGGGACAGCUGCCCUGUGCGCCGGCGCCUGGAGGGCCGGCCGUGGACGUCGGCUGAUGUCGGGUCAACCCACCCGAGUCCGGCUUUUUGGUGCUCGACUCGACUUCGCAACUUACCAUCAUGUUCGGCGCAGCCCCGACAAUUGUGACGUACAGCUACCAGGCGGCAAUUGGCACGUCCUGCGGGAGGCGACGGUGCCCCUCGUUAGCCCCAGAGGCAGGCCCACGUGGAGGAGCAAAUUGGCCAGCGGGAGACUCACGCGGGACACACGCCGGAGCGGGAAAUGAAUUAGGCACACCGGUAUUAAUUGUGCAUCGAGGACGCGUGCAUGGCGGCGGCGGUUGUUGGCCUGCCCGGGUGGGAAUUUGCGACGUGCCGCAUUGGAACCUGCAGGGUCCUCUUGCGUGCGCAGUACUUCCCCUGUCCCGACUUUUCAUGGGCCUUCACCCCCCAAAGAUGCCUUUGGUGAUGGUUGCGCUCUGCAAAGCGAGGCCCAGGAGAUGGUACGAGCUGAGGCGUUGCCUGGCCGUGUCAAGCCCGGGUACCGUCGAGGUACAGCAGCCUCUGCCUGUUGUUUUUCUGUUCUUUUCUUUUUUUUGAAUGCUGCAAGAGUGUGAAAGCGUGGGAGUGGUGUGGUGGCACGAAUACAACUCUUCGCUCUCAUCCCGCAGCCCGUAAGGCAAGGUACCUGACAGGUA